Molecule: messenger RNA, 7783 nt
Organism: Exophiala oligosperma
Lineage: Eukaryota; Fungi; Ascomycota; Eurotiomycetes; Chaetothyriales; Herpotrichiellaceae
Exons: 3
Coding region: 382-3543 (1053 amino acids)
Source: RefSeq, a predicted model, not a curated record
UCGGUCCAGACUGGCAUCAUCAAGAGCAAACAAAUCUUUUCUCUCCUGCGUCUGGCGUGCUGUGCAUGGACCUUCCCGCUUCUCCGUAGCUCAGGACAAUCAAUAUUACUGCAUGGCCUCGCUCCCUCUCCGUCACCGUCCAAACACUCUUCCUGCGUACCUUAUCAUUGAAAUCACUCGAAACACCCUUCGACCUCGCUAAGCCCUGUUUCCUUAUUCUCGAAUUCUCUAAUACAUCCUCCCACCGUUUGAAUUCCGUGAUCCCCAACAUCUCACUACAACACCAACAGCUACUUUAUCAUCUUCUUGCACUUAAUCUUUGUUUUCCUUUGUAUCACUCAUUCUCCAACUUGAACGACGUCAAGCAUUGAUUUGCCCAGUAUGUCGGCCCAAGUUGCUCCUACCAUCCCGCCUCGUCCGACGAGAGCCCAGCAAGCCGCUGGGGUUCGGGGCGUCAACAAACUCCCUGACAUUCCUCCUCGACCGAUCAACAAACGCCUCGAUCGAUCAGUCUCACCCGCGAACUUUCCUCGUUCUCCUCUCAACGAGCCAUGGACCGGUAACCUUACUCGUCAAAAGACCAACGAAUCGGUCGAAGCCCUGCCCCGUCGUCCCAGUAUCCAAAAUCUGCCGUCCAUCGGGCAAGAAGGCAUGGAAUAUGCAGAAGUCAUGAACAUGCAGACGAAUCAAGAACCUCCGUCUUCGUCUCUGGCUGCCGAUGCUGCCGCACAGACUCGAAAUAUUGCACAAGACCUCAAGCUGCAUGCUCCGAAGCCCUCAUUGCCCAAAUCUAGUGCGGCUGCGCAAGUCCAAGCUGUCACCCGGACCGAUUCAUCCCAAGCGGCUCAACAUGGCUUCGGCAAGCCACCGACACCAGCUCAAGACGACGGUGAGAGUCUUUCUCGCAUCGGCACGCGCACCAGUUUUUCGCGCCCGGGCUCGGCCGUGGGUGGUGAGCGUCGCCCGUCGUUUCAGGCCGAAGAGACGGGUCCCGCCGAACUGGGUCUUCGAGUCCCCAUUAAUCCAUUGCUGGGCGACGUACAGGCACCGUCUCCCGCUCCCGGAAUCAGUCCUCACCACACCGGGUCGAAUGGUGAUAGGAGACGAUCAGUUCAUGGGAGGACAAGAAGUGCCUUGGAUUUCCUCCCCCCUGGAAGCUAUGGUCUGCAUGGCCACGGUUUGCCCCCACAGGACAAAUUUGAAAAGGACUGGUAUGCCAAACAUCCCGAAGCAGCUCAGCAUGAAGAGACUUCGGGACACGGCGUAUAUGAGAGCAUCGGCAGUGGUCGAGGUGCUUUUGCCUUGAGCCGAGAUGAUUUGAACAAAAUCGUCCGCGAAACUGCUAGCCGUGGUGCUGGAUUUGGCACCUCGGGUGAAACUUAUGGAGUUCCCGAUGAACAGAUCGGCUAUGCCGCCUCUGAAGUCUACAUCUCACGAUCUCAAGCCAACACCCCGAACAGUCUGGCAAAGACCGUGACCAAUUCCUCGCAACCUGUUGCCGAAUCUCCGUUAAGGAAGGCCAGUUUCCCAGCCGAUGAGUCCAUUCCAGCUGAAGUUCGCCGUGGACGGCUUUCAGUGUCCCGCGGUUCCGAUAGCCAUGAAGCGGUGGACAGCGAAGCUGAACAAGAAGUACAUAUCCAGCCCCGCCGUAAAUACAACAAGGUCACCGGUGGUGAGGAAACACUUAACGAGACGCUUGGAACUAAACCAUAUGCUUCCACAACCGACGACGAGGGAGGCUAUGCCAGUGAGCACGGAUACACCGUUCCUAUCCUAGCAGCGGACGAAGUUGCCAAAGAAGUCGGUGUCGAACAUCUCCAACCCGCUGUUUCCCCCCGAGCGGAGCGUCGUGAGAGCCUCUACGAAGAGGCUUAUCGAAGUGGUGACGCUACUCCAUCGUCUCGUCCCUCUAGCAGACCGACCAGUGUGCAUGGGGCCUUUGCUGUCUCUCACACGCUUUCGAGAUUUGUUUCUCAUCAUGAUGAACGAGACCAUAUGCACACGCCUCUCGAAGACGUGGAAGAGUACGAACCCCUUUUCCCCGACGAAGACGACAAGAAGCCACUGAGUCACGCGGAACGAUUCAAGCAGAGACCGAACUCACUCAAACAGCGGUUUCCCAGCCAAGACAUCUGGGAAGAUACUCCGAGCAGCUUAUAUUAUUCGGCCGAGGUCUCUACCCCCGAUCUCCCGGCCCAGGUUGAGAAACCAGCGUCGAAAGAGUUUGAAACUCCCGAGCAAGAAGGUGCCCGUAAGGAGGAGCCCUCAGAGGAGGAGCGUAAGAAGCUUGUUUCCAAGGAAGAGCGUCUUGCCAAAUCUCGAUUUGCUCCCCAUUUGCGGGAUGACAUGCCUACCAGACCUGGCUUGACCCCAAGAUUUCCAAGCUCUGAUGUUUGGGAGGACACCCCGGAAAGUCAUCAGCUUGUCACGACGAUCAACUCUCCCCAGGACGACAAUGAGCCCGAAAGUCCAUCCGAAGCUCCUGCCAAGCCAUUUGUGCCUCCACGGCCAGUAGGCAAGAGUCGAUUAGGCGAAGGCGCAUCGCAGGCACAAGUCGGACCAAGUGUCCCACCUCGCCCACAGAAGCAGUCAAGUACAUCGCCAACAGAGCUCAAGAAGGUGCCGAGUAUACCUGAUCGACCCAAGCCGCAGAUUCCAGCUCGACCAGCCAAGAAACCAGACACCGCUAGCCCUUCGGAGCAAGAAAGGGUUUCGCCUCCUGUAGUCAAAGCAAAACCUCAGGUACCCGCCAGAUCUGGUGCUGUUAGCAGUAAGAUUGCCAACCUUCGGGGAAACUUUUUGAAUGAUCUGAAUCAGAAAUUGGGCCAAGGACCACCUAAAGAAAAGGAGAAAGAACCAGAGCCUGUGGAAGAAAGCAAGCCUUUGGAAGACGCUCGGAAGGGUAGAGCUCGCGGCCCUCAAAGAAGAGCUCCAGCCAAGUCGCCAGCCGCUCCUGCUUCCAAACCCUUAUCAUUCGCAUUAUCAAUGCCUCGCUCGUUAUGGUCCAUUGAUGAAGGCGAUGAUCUGACAGUUUCUUCAUACAAGUCGUCGGCAAAAGAAACAACCAAAGUGGAUGACAUGCCAGCUGCCGUUGGCCUGUCGGACAAGAAGGCUGAACAGGUCGAUAGUUCAACUCCGGCAGACGCACCUCUACCGUCCACCAUCGACACCACUGACCAAGUAGAAGAAGCCCCCAAGGAACCUAUCACCAAGGAUGAGCCAGCGCCGCAGGCUACCGCGUUGGCCGUCAACACCGCAGGUGAACUUGCAGAGCCUGCCCUUGAGUCGGCUGCAGACGAAAAAUUGGCUCCUUCGGAUCAUCAACUUUUGGCCGAGAAUGAUCAUCUUUCCAAGCAGACAAGCGCCAGCAGUGGACAGGCAGAGCCUAACACGGAUGAGAUCUCCGUAAGUAGGCAGACCACUGUAAGCGCAAAGGACGAGGGUUUGCCACUGGAAAAGGUACCGUCCAAUGAGCCGGAGGAUCCCCGUGCCAAUCAACUGGCCGAGGGUGAGCCAGGCCAGGCCAGCGCACAGGAAGUCUAAACCGUAGAGUCGGAGGAUAGAGCGACCGACGUGUAGGUAUAGAAGUACAGAAAGCUAUAAAUUUCUUUCUGGAUAUACGGGAUUAUGACCUAUCAGAUAGGAGGAGACCAAAAUUCGGGUUUAUGGGGAAAUACGGGGUAGUACUAAAUCUACGCAGUCGGACUCAACAAGUUUACAAGUCAUGCAUGAAGUUCGUGAACGCCUUUUGGAUUUCAUGUCGCUCCAUGUAUAGUAAUGUACCUUGGGUAGGUGAUCCACGAGGCUGGCAUGUGUCUCGUCUCACUCAAACAUGUCGUCGAAAUCCGCCGCCCUAGGGCGCACACGACGACCCUGAGAGAGUUGCGGGACGUGGGGCACAUCCUGUCUGGAGCCCUGUCGCUGUCGUCCUUGUCCUGUCUGGGCCGAGGGUGCCGCCGUCGAGGCCUCGGCGGAAGUAUCGGCGGUACCGGCUUGACCUUGUCCUUGCAUCACGAUGUCCUCGGAUUGUGGUUGAUCGACAUUGUCUUCUUCAUCACUGCUGUCCACCAUGGGGACACCGUCGAGGUCUUCAUCGGGUAGGACGGCAUGAUCCAUGACGGUGUCGUUGUCCUCGCCGUCGUCGGUAUCCUCCAUGGGUCUCCCGUCCAUGUCGACGUCACCGUCCCUGUCUCUGUCGACACCGCCACCACCACCACGCGGCGGUAAAUCACCAGAAGAGGAGGCGGGAUCACGGUCACCGACACUCACACUCUUCCACUUGCUGACCUUGUCCUUGUCGUUGGCCUUGCUUUCCGACGCGACCUUUUCGGUCUCUUGUUGUUUGAGUAGUGCUUGCUCCUCCUUGGCCGUGAGGGGUGGGUUCAGGAACUCCUGGACAAAGUCCUCGUGGGCGGCCGAGGGGAACACGCACCACCCUUCCCACAGCGAAAAGACGCUCUGUACGCUGCGUCGCCAUUUGUCGGCCUUUAGUUUUCCCCAGUUCAGUUCGCGCGCGGAGCGGCCGAGGGUGGGAAAGACACCCUGGAGACGCAGUUGGGUCUCGAAGAGUGAGCGGUAGCGCCAGGCGUGGCGGACGCCGGCGGACGCAGAGGACGAGAGGAUGUCGGAGAUGACGUACAGUCCGACAAGGGACGAGGGAGUCGUGUCUUGGACGUUGGAUUUGGAUGUGGGUAUCGGGACGCCUGUUAGAUCCUCUCCGUCCUUGGUGGGGUCAGUGUCGCCAGAUGCUGUAGUAGUAGGAGGAGGAGGAGGAGGAGCAGCACCAUCGGUCGCAGGGGUGCCAGCAGCAGGAGUGUGAUUAAAGGAUGGCAUCAUAUUAUCAUCAGAGUGAUCAUCGUGGCCGUCGUCAGAAGCACCGGAUGACGUGUCUGGUCUUUUGAUGUUGUGGCAGAAUGGUUUAACCACAUUGCGCGUAAUGAGAGUGGCGACUUCGUCUGCACCGGCGCCGGCGUGUUCAAUGGCGAAGCCCGUGAUACGCGCGACAUCACCUCUGCGCAGCUUUGCAUUGGACUCGGGAAGUCGAGAGAGAAGGUGGACAAGUUUCGUUUUGGCGAGUGGGUUGAGAUAUCCUGUCCCGUCCGUAUCCACAGAAAUCUCGGAUGCAUUGCCUCCAAUCUUCUGAUGGUCGUGGUACCGUCGAGCGAGACUACUCUCUUCAGCCUCUUCUUCAUCCGAUGAGUUGUAGUCUUCGUCGCUGACGAAUUCUUCAACUUUGGUGGUGUAUUCGAACUUGAGAGUUUCUUCGGGCGGAAUCCAGACGCUUUGACCUUCGAAGAUGGUGUCGCCAUCGGGGCGCGUUACGAAGCCUGGUCGUUGACGACGUUUGCGAAACUUGGCAUUGGUGAGAAUCUCCCAGAGCCGCCAGCGGUAGUACACUCCUCCUGUUGACCUGGAGUUCCAUAGCCACGACCAUUGUUCGUCACGCUGGAUUUCGGGCCGGGACAUGAGUAGAGCCUCGAACUCAGGACCAUAUGUCAGGAGAGCUUCGAUAGUUUUGUUGAUCAGGCGGAUUUGCUUGAGGUCAUUCGGGAUCUGCACUGUCACUUGGGUUGUCGGAAGAUUUGUUCUGGAUCCGAAUGGAGUCGAGAGCGUAUAUGAUGCUGGGGGGGCGAAGCGGCCUGGCCCUUGACUUGGUGGGGGAGCUCGAGAGAGGGAGCCGUGUUGAGGUAUCGGUUUUGCUCCAAAUGGAAGAUUGUUGAUGUUCGUUGAUGGCGCAUUUAAAGAGGUCGAGCCUGACAGCGCGGCGGAUGAGAGGUGUCGUGAAAUAGAUAGGUUGAAGCCGAACCCAAGAUAUUGGUUCCGCAGAUGCGAGACCACAGUGUCAAUGUCAGUCGCUGGAGUCUCGGCAGCGAGCGUUACGAUUGCCGAAAGAGAGUUCCUCUCAUUAAGUGACCCUGGUUGUUUUGGCAGAAGGCGCACGCUGUCCACGUUCAGCGGAGAUGCAGCGAACAAGCCCUUAAUGACUGCCAUAGACGUUCCCGGAGGGAGCGAAGACAGGUGUAGUGUCGGUUUCGCUGCAGCCUUCAUCUCCUCUGUAUCUUUAGACUCUUCCUCUUCACCAGCGAACGCAGAUUCUCUUCUGUUGUCUCCACCACGAUCACCGUACGAGUACAUCCUGUCUCUUCGAUCUCUGUCUCGACCCGGGUCCUGAUCGCGGUCUCGUCCUCCCGAGUAGUCAUCGUAAUGUCUUUUUUUGCCGUAGCUUGGGGAUGGUCCUAAGCUUCCAGGGCCGCUCUUUGGCAAAGUCGGUGCUGGUCCCAAACUGCCAGGUCCACUCUUCAAUCCUGAGCUUGUAAAAUGUCGCUUCCCAGGGGCAGGGCCAGGCCCGAAGGUGGUGCUGGGAACUCCACCGCCUCCUCCGAAGCCACCUCGUUUCGUCGGGAGCGUAUUAGGAUUCCCAUCAUCUCCGAAGCUUUUGACAAAGUCCUCGAGAACGGCUGCAGUCUCUGCCUUUUCUCGAGCCUUUUUAGCCUCAGCUUCCGCCUUUUGUCGUUCGAAAAUGGACUUCUUGGUAGGUGCGACAAGUUUAAAGGAGCUAUCUGAAUUUCCGGAAGUCAUGUCGGCAGGACAGAACCGAUAAUAACGUGAGAGGACUGGCGCAUUGUCUGCAUGAGAGCGUGGUGCGUGGUUGAGUGAGUUGAUCCUCAAUCUGAUGUCGCGAAAUACAGAUAAUCUCCAAAGAUGCAGCGGCGAUGAGCCCGAGGAUGAACCGGUGCAAGUGACGAGGCUGCGCAAGGCUACGCAAGGCUGAGCCACGCUUCCUCAGGUUCGAUAUCGAUCUAACGUAGUUCACCAUUCAACGACCUUUCUCUUUCAAUGACUGGCCCUUCUCAACGACUCAAGGCGCAGAGAUUCUACAAAAAAGAAGACAUCGUGGCCACAGUAUAGCAAUCCCCAUCUCUGUGAAAUGGUCUCCAUCACUGAACAGAGUUUCUUAGUCUGGAUCAAUCAUUCCAACAGACUCACCAUCCUCCUAGACAAGUCUUCAGGCGAGUGUCCGUCAGCCAAUAAUGCCCAAGGCCAUCCAUCGAUACUUCAGAAGCGAACUAGAAGCUCUCUGGGGCGAUGAAUCGAUGAUGGGUCAUGAAGUUUCUCCGCAGUCUCGCGACAAAAGAGCCUAAAUUCGAGAAAACUAAGCGGGCAUCUAGUUAUGAUCGACGGCUCUUGACGACGAUUCUCAGGUAUGUCAGAGGCUACCUUUCAUCGAUACAAGGGGUAGUAUCUCAUGACGCCGUAAAAAUUCAGCCAGUCAAAGUCCUGAGCUCUCAUCUUUCGUAGUUCACAACUACGGACUAACAAGGCAACAUUGCAAUUGAGACAAAUAAAUCUCGAAUCUCAGACGAACACAGGACAGCUCACGAUGCUUCUUGGACAGGCCAUUUUCGCCAUCAUUGGAAUAGUCACAGCAGAAUCAUCGCCGAGAUGCACGCCUACGACUACUGACCUCUCAUUCGCUAACCAGUAGCCACUCCCUCCAAAUCCAUUCGAAUUCUUGUCUGGAUCCUUCGUUGUCGAUAAGGCGGACUGGUCGUGCCGCCGUAUUGAGAUUGCGACUCUGUUCCAACACUAUGAGCUUGGCAUAAGCCUGGACGGCCACAGAACCUACAGUCAACUUUCACCAAGUAUGAGAAUGGCACUGGGGCAAACCUUACCUUAACAGCAUCCAACGGUGAGAAUGCGAUAGAGUGGACAGCGACAAUUUUAUACCCGAACGUGACAAAGAGGAGGGGCUAUAUCCUGCACUCAUCGCACUGGACCUCCU